UACUCCGUAAGCCUUUCAGCGUUUAACUUGGCUUCUAAUGACUUGCAGGCCUACUGUGGUUUCAGCGAUCAGCUUGCCCCCUACCGGUGCCUGCCCAAGGUUGUAGUCAGUGGUAACUGGGGUUGCGGCAUUUUUAAAGGCGACAAGGAGCUUAAAUGUCUGAUUCAACUGAUGGCUUGUGCACAGGCAGGAAAAUCCCUGGCCUACUGCACCUUCUGCAACGAGGCGUUCGCUGCGGAUGCUCUUGAGGUCUUUCAGCGUCUCUGUUCCAGCGGUUGCACCGUGGGUCAAUUGUGGGGAAUCCUGUCCAGAGUGAAUCCUGAAAGUUAUGCACCUCGACUGCCAAGCGUCUUCCAGAUUGUGCUGGCAGAACUUCCCGAUGGAGCUACGGGUUGCUAG
This is a messenger RNA of Mesocestoides corti, 399 nucleotides long. The record is from the annotation of a GenBank genome assembly. Lineage: Eukaryota; Metazoa; Platyhelminthes; Cestoda; Cyclophyllidea; Mesocestoididae.